This is a messenger RNA of Aspergillus bombycis, 2667 nucleotides long. RefSeq names its product metal cation transporter MSC2. Gene Ontology annotation, molecular function: zinc ion transmembrane transporter activity. NCBI's taxonomy places the organism in Eukaryota, Fungi, Ascomycota, Eurotiomycetes, Eurotiales, Aspergillaceae. The transcript is spliced from 4 exons. Gene Ontology annotation, biological process: intracellular zinc ion homeostasis; zinc ion transport; transmembrane transport. The coding region runs from base 1 to 2667 and encodes 888 amino acids. The record is from RefSeq and is a predicted model, not a curated record. Gene Ontology annotation, cellular component: Golgi apparatus; membrane.
AUGUCAACGGGUGCUCCUGUGUCCAGUGUGGAUACAAUUGCUCCCGCAUUGUCGACACAGGGACAGUAUAAGCCCACUCCUAGUCGUGGUCACUCACGCUCCAAACGCUGGUCGCAGGGGCCGAUCUCCUUUUCUGCGUCUGAUGCAGCUUCCACUCAACAACUGUCGCAACCAUUGACUGGUUCGACCCACGUCAACGGCAACGCAUCGAGCUCGUGGCAUGGACACCAACAUUCACACUCCCACUCUUCAAGUCAUGGCGAACCGUGGGGCAAGUCCGACUACGCCAAUGGUUCUCACUCAUACACAUCGAAACAUAACCAUUCUGGUAGCCUAACGGGGCUGGUACCAGAUACACCUAUCAUAUCGUCAAGCCCCGAGUCAUUGAGGACUCAUGAAAUUUACGCCGGAGCCCUAAUAGCUUCGCCAUGGAUUGCCAUCUCGUGGUAUUAUAAACACCAUGCACAAUGGACGGAUUCGCAACCCGCAGCUGAUGAUGAAAACAUCGCAUCUUCAGGCACAAAGCAUUUAGAUCACAUUUCAUCGAGGACAUGUAUCUUGACCGCCAUAACAAUGAUCAUAUUGGGAGGAGGGCAGCUACUUCGAGUAGCCCAACGGGGUAGAAGUGAUUCACGAGUCGCGUUGCCCAAACUCCAUUCGAAAAUCGUUACUGCUUCCUUUGUGCAAAUGAGCUCAAUUGCACUACCUAUCUAUGCGGCUCUCAAGGUGGGUGGUUUCCUGGUCGCAUUUGUACUUGCUCUGGCAAUAGCGUCCGGGGUACCGACAAUUGUGCGAAGCUAUGAUUCUCAAGAUAGCAACGCACGGCUGAGUCAAAAGAAACUGACAAUUGGUGUCAUCGCAACUGUGGUCGUGUUGAGCUUCCUGGGAAUGAAUACGUCUUGGGACGCAGAGCCCUUUUUGGGAUAUGUAUCAUUGGUUGUGUCGGUUUUUGUCAUUCGCCCGCCUUUCCUGACCUUUACACCUGACCCUGCCUAUGACGCAGCAGUACCACAGGAGAAGCUUCCCAGAACGGAAUCAUCUGGUGUUUCUCCCAGCGACCCAAUGCUGACUGCUCUUCUUGGAUUGCUCUUAGCAGUUGGCACCGCUGUUGCCGGGGGCUUAUAUUUCCAUCUUUCGGAUAUGAUGUAUGUAGUGGCAGCUGCCGGUGGUUUUGCAGCAUGCAUAAUGUAUGUGGCACCAGCAAACUUACGCUCGCCGCACAAGAUUGGUCUUGCCAUUGCAACUGGUGGUGCCGCCCUGCUCUGCGCACCACCACCGCGCGACGGUGUUUAUAUGGUCUUCAUCUUUCGAGGAAUCCUUGCUGGGAUCGCGGUUCUCGCCUCUAGGUUUGAGGAUAGACAGUUGCGCCUGGUGAUGCAAGCCCACAACCAUCACCAUCACCACACUCACUCCAAUGAUGAUGCGUCAACAAUUACGAAGCUCAUCAUCCGCUGUAGUGAACCAUAUCCACUACUGUACAGCAUUCUUAAGGAGAGUGACUCUCGUCGCAUCUUCUAUUUCAUGACUCUCAAUUUUGCGUUCAUGCUCGUUCAGCUAUCCUACGGAUUUCUCACAGGGUCAUUGGGGCUCCUCAGUGAUAGUAUUCAUAUGUUCUUUGAUUGUCUCGCGCUUGUUGUUGGCCUCUGCGCCGCCGUUAUGAGUAAAUGGCCACCCAGCGCGAGAUUCCCUUAUGGAUAUGGCAAAGUAGACACACUGUCGGGGUUCGCUAACGGCAUUUUUCUCAUGAUUAUCAGUAUUGAAAUCAUCUACGAAGCGGUGGAAAGGCUAUCAUCGGGCAGCCAGAUGCACCGUAUCGGGGAGCUCUUGGUGGUUAGUGCUGCUGGUCUCGCCGUGAAUCUUGUGGGUAUCAUGGCGUUUGACCAUGCACACCACGGACAUGACCAUGGCCAUGAUCAUUCACACGACAAUGAGAACAUGCACGGGAUAUUUCUCCACAUUCUAGCUGACACCCUUGGUUCCGUCGCCGUUGUGAUAUCGACCAUUCUUGUACACUACUCUGGCUGGUCAGGGUACGACCCCAUCGCGUCCUGUAUGAUUGCCAUCUUGAUUUUUGCCUCUGCAGUGCCGCUAGUCAGCAGCACUGCCAAGAAACUGCUUCUAACCCUUCCGGCCGACGUCGAAUAUAAUGUCCGCGAAACUCUAGCUGGCGUGAGCACUCUACGGGGAGUUGUAGGGUACACCGUUCCCAAGUUCUGGCUCGACGAUACGGGAAAGUCGGACCAUGACCACGGCCAUGGCCAUAGCCACAGCCAUAGCCACAGCCAUACUCAUAGCCAUCACGAUCACGAUCACGACCACAGUCAUAACCACAGUCAUAACCACAGUCAUAACCACAGUCAUGACCACAAUCAUGGUCAUGGUCACAGCCACAGCCACAGUCCCAAUCACUCGCACUCCCACAGCCACUCGCACUCCCAUCCUCACUCCCACAGCCAUGAUCACGACCAUGACCACGCACACGCAAAGUCCAACCCCAAUGUACUGGGCGUAAUCCAUGUCAUCGCGUCCCGCGGCUCUGACCUAGAAGACGUGCGCCAACGAACCGUUGACUUCCUCCGAGAAAAGGGCAUGGAUAUCCUGGUCCAAGUAGAACGAGAAGGCGACGGGCGAUGCUGGUGCGGAGGCGGAGGAAACAAGAGCUCCUAG